AUGCAUAUGCAAACUAUUGUUGUCGCCAUCGCAGGUUUGGCUGCUACAGCCUCUGCUUCCGCUGCCAUUCCAGCAAACCCCAUUCUCAAGCAUGUUGCAGUUCGCGCUGUCAACGUUGAUGGGUCUUUUGCUGGAUUGAUCUUCAAGCGCCAGACUAGCUGUCCGCCUGGCUAUAGUGCCUGUGGCUCCGGUUGCUCGCUCGGACCUUGCUGCGAUCCUGAUGCUGGUUUGGCUUGCCGACCAGGAGAGGUUUGCUCUCAAAUUAAUGGCGAGAUGGGAUGUUGUCCUGAUGGCUACGUCUGCAAUGGUGUUCGUAGCUGCCAGAACGCCGUUGGAGGAUACUGCACCCCUGGAUCCGUCGACAAUGGAGUUCUUUGCUGCGACGCUGCUGCUCCCCUCUGCAGUACUAGCUCCGGCGUCCCUUACUGCGCGGGUGUCGCUCCAAGUACCACCGUCACUGCUACUCCAUACCAAACCGGUGGCGAGGGUGGUGGCUUCGACACUACCACUACCACUUCGCUCACUACUACUGAGACUAUUACCUUGACACGCGACUCCUCUAGCGAUGUGAUUCCACCAACCUACGCAACGGGUGGUGAGACCGAGGCUACCUCCACUGAGGCUCCGACUGAAACUCCAACUGAGACGGAAACCGCAACUGAGACUGAGACUGUAACUGAGGCUCCCACUGAGGCUCCCACUGAGGCUCCCACUGAGGCUCCAACUGAAGCUCCAACUGAAGCUCCCACCGAUGUUACCACUGAGGUCCCAACUGCCACCACAGUCAUCACUGAGACUUAUGUCGUUCCUACCGUCCCAACUACCAUUACUGGCUCGCUCACCAUCCAGACCAGCACUCCAACCAACGCUGCUGAGCCAUCCACCUCCACCUGGACCUCGACUGCCAUUGUCGUUAUUCCCUAUCCUCCUGUUAACGGUACUAAUGGUACCGCUACCUCGAGCCCGAGCCCACCAGAAGCCACUGGUGCAGCUGGAAAGCUCGGAGUUAGCGGUUUCGCUUUGACUGUCGCUCUUGGUCUUGCCUUCUUGCUCUAA
Messenger RNA from Orbilia oligospora ATCC 24927, 1056 nucleotides. RefSeq lists its product as uncharacterized. Lineage: Eukaryota; Fungi; Ascomycota; Orbiliomycetes; Orbiliales; Orbiliaceae. The record is from RefSeq and is a predicted model, not a curated record. The transcript has 2 exons. Bases 1 to 1056 code for a protein of 351 amino acids.